GAUGGUGAUGAUGAUGAUGAUGAUGAUGAUUCCGAUGAUGAUGACGAUGACGAUGAAUAUGAUGAUGAUGAUGAUGAAGAUGAUGGUGAUGAUGAUGAUGAUGAUGAUGAUGAUGAUGAUGAUGAUGAUGAUGAUGAUGAUGAUGANGUCUCCGUGAUACAAAAUUGUCUUAUUUCGCGUUCCGAAAUAACCACCUACAGUGUAGCCCAGUCACAAGGGAUACGUAUCAAAGACAUAAUGGGAUGGAAAUCCAUUAGUCUAUGCCCGUGGAGUGUCAAGUCUGAAAUUCAUCGGAUUUGCACAUUUGAUGAUGAUGAUGAUGAUGAUGAUGAUGAUGAUGAUGAUGGUGAUGAUCAUGAUGAUCAUGAUGAUGAUCAUGAUAAUGAUUCGGUUGACGAUGAUGACNUUCUAUGUGUUUUGUUUGAACGCCACGAUAGAUUUGAUGAUGAUGAUGAUGAUGAUGAUGAUGAUGGUGAUGAUCAUGAUGAUGCUGAUGAUGAUAUUAAUUUAUAUACUCAUUCCUCCUCUAAAUCUAUGAGAGUAUGA
Echinostoma caproni is the source of this 546-nucleotide messenger RNA. The record is from the annotation of a GenBank genome assembly. Lineage: Eukaryota; Metazoa; Platyhelminthes; Trematoda; Plagiorchiida; Echinostomatidae.